GCCCAGCCCCGUCGCGUCCUGUCGGGUCUGUACCCCCGCGUCCCACUCUGAGCGCUCCUCGCACCCUCCCCGCGCAGAGGCGCUUGCCGGUGUUCCCAGCGCAGCCAUGGCUCAGCACUUCUCCCUGGCCGCCUGCGACGUGGUCGGCUUCGACCUGGACCACACUCUGUGUCGCUACAAUCUGCCCGAGAGCGCCCCGCUCAUUUAUAAUAGCUUUGCUCAGUUCCUGGUCAAGGAGAAAGGAUAUGACAAGGAAUUGCUCACUGUGACUCCAGAACAUUGGGAUUUCUGUUGCAAGGGCUUGGCAUUGGAUCUGGAAGAGGGGAACUUCAUUAAACUUGCAGAUGAUGGCACCGUCCUCAGGGCAAGCCACGGCACCAAGAUGAUGGCGCCCGAGCAGCUGGCCGAGGAGUUUGGCAGGAAGGAGUGGAAGUACUUCAUGUCGGACAUCGGAAUGGCUUGCCGAUCCGGAAAAUAUUAUUUUUAUGAUAACUACUUUGACCUGCCAGGAGCUCUUUUGUGUGCCAGAGUGGUGGACUCUUUAACAAAGAACAAUGGUCAGAAAGCAUUUGAUUUUUGGAAGGAUAUAGUUGCCGGUAUACAACACAAUUACAGAAUGUCAGCUUUUAAGGAAAACUGUGGAAUAUAUUUUCCAGAAAUAAAGAGAGAUCCAGGCAGGUAUUUACACAGUUGUCCCGAAUCUGUAAAAAAGUGGCUUUGGCAGCUAAAGAAUGCUGGGAAAAUUCUUUUGUUAAUCACCAGUUCCCACAGUGAUUACUGUAGACUGCUCUGCCAACAUAUCCUUGGGAAUGAUUUUGCAGAUCUUUUUGACAUUGUGAUUACAAAUGCACUGAAGCCUGGUUUCUUCUCCCAUUUACCAAGUCAGAGACCUUUCCGGACACUUGAGAAUGAUGAAGAGCAGGAGGCACUGCCGUCUCUGGAUAAACCUGGCUGGUACUCCCAAGGGAACGCUGUCCACCUGUAUGAACUUCUGAAGAAAAUGACCGGCAAACCUGAACCCAAGGUUGUUUACUUUGGUGACAGCAUGCAUUCAGACAUUUUCCCAGCCCGCCAUUAUAGUAACUGGGAGACAGUCCUCAUCCUGGAAGAGCUCAGAGGGGACAGAAACGGGAAGCCUGAGGAAUCAGAGCCUCUAGAGAAGAAAGGAAAAUAUGAGGGACAGAAGGCAAAGCCUCUAAAUUCAUUAUCUAAAAAAUGGGGCUCGUUUUUCAUUGAUUCCAUUUCGGGACUGAAAAACACAGAAGACUCCUUGGUUUAUACAUGGUCUUGUAGGAGAAUCAGUACCUACAGCACUAUUGCAAUUCCAAGUAUUGAAGCAAUAGCAGAAUUACCCCUGGACUACAAGUUUACAAGAUUCUCUUCAAACAAUUCAAAAACGGCUGGCUACUAUCCAAACCCUCCAGUGGUUUUAUCAAAUGAUGAAACACUGACAAACAAAUAACUUUUCUUUACUGAAAAAUGAAGGGAAGAACCACAUAUGCAGCAAAUGUACUGUAAAAAUGUUAAUUUAAAACUGUAAAAUGCUUUAUAGGAACAAAUUCUUAAUGAAAAUUGACCAAGACAUUGAUAAUGUUUUUCCAUAGGUCACCUUUCUAUAUAGAUCAUCUUGGUGCCCAACAACUCUCAUUGUAUUAAAAUCUCAGUGUCUUAGACCUGAAAAGAACCAAACCUUAAUAUUUUUGUAUAACAAUAGUUCUGAGAUUAGAAUUCACCUGGGUAGUGUCUCUCUCUCUCUCUCUCUCUCUCUCUCUCCCUCCCUCCCUUACUCCCUCCCUCCCCCCUUACACCUGUGCCUAGACCAGUGGAUCUCAGAAAGUGUGGACCCAAACCACUAGCAUAGCAUCACCUGAGAACUUGAUAGAAAUGCAUUUUUGCAGGCCCCACCCCAGACCUACAGAGUAAGAAACUCUGAAAAGGGGACCCCGGAAUCUGCUUAAUGAUAGUGCUUCACACUAAUUUUGAGAACCACUGACUGGACCAUAACCUCCAGAGACUGGUUGAAUUGGUCUGGGGAUAUAGGUGAGCGUUGACAUCUUUUAUAUCCCCUGGACAAUGUAGCCAGAAUUGAGAACAGCUGAUCUACACCAGCUUUUUCAAUUUAUACCCAAGAACACGGAGUCCAGUGAGAUUAAAUGAUUUUUCCAAUCUAUUAGGCUUUAUGCUAUUCUUGUGUUUUCAAAACAAGGAAAUAAAAGAGACAUGAUUUCUUCUAAGACAACCAAUAUAGGAUAGAGAUGAUACCAGAAGCCAACCAACUAUUUCAACCUCCAAUGUUACCCAUUAGGGGUCCUCCUCCUCCCUAAGAAUGUUAAAGGCUAUUUAAUUCAUUUUCAUUCAAUUUAAAAUAUGUAUUCUCAAUGGGACUAAAUUGGUUCUUGGGGUGAAAAAAAAUACUACAUAAUGCAAUGGAUUAUAGCCUUCCAAAGCUAACCAUUACCCAAUAAAAUCUUACACCUUAGUAUUAAUUUUUCCCAUUAUGAGAAAUAUAAUUUAAAGUAAAAUUUAUUAAUUAAAUUUGAGUUAAAGUUUUCUCCUUAGGAUGGGAGGGUGAUAAUGAAAUAGAAAAGGUUGAGAAAAAACUGCUUUAAGAGCUUUCAUAGGUAUAUUACAAUCCAGGAUGUUCUAUGUAUAGUCAUAUUAGUAGCUAUUGGUUGCAAAAUGUUUAGAGCUAGAUAGUGUUUACAAUAUAAAUCCUGGCUCCUCUUUAUGUUAUCAUUUCACUCUGUUCAUCAUGGACCUUACCAGGAAACACACUGGUCACUAUCAUUAUUUUACCUGGACUAUAGCAGAGAACUUAACUAGCAUACUGAUAAAUGCAAUAAAAAGAUAGAUAUUUUGUUAAAAUUUUUAAGUGCUCAAAUAAUCCCAAAUAUGUUGUAGGGACAGGUGUCUCAGGGUAGGUAAACAGUUACUGAAAUUACUUCCUCAAAGUCAGUAGCUUUCUUUGAUAAUUACUAAUAAGUAUAAGGUAAUGUAUUUGGAAUUGAUUUCCAAAAUCUCAUUGGAAUAUAAUAAGUACACAUCAAAUUUAAGCCUAAAUGAUAGAUGCUGUCUCAUGUAUACUUUCAAUACACAUUUGAUUUCUUUUAAAAAUAGUUAUUUUUCCUUACACGUUAUUUUGUAAAUGGCAAAGAAUACAUAUUUAAAUGCUCAGAACUGCUACUGUUAAUAUGAAAAAUAAGAACCCCAAAAUAAGAAUUUAAUUGCACUUUUUUGCCCAUGGAGGAGUGGAAAAAAUUCACUCAAAUCAGAAAUUCUAGUCCUACUUUUACCAGUACCUACCUAAAGAAUCUGAACAAGUUACUACCUAAUUUAACCUCAGUUUCUCCCAUCUUGUCAAAGGAGGUUAGAGUUUAUUUCCAAGUUUCCUUCUACUUUUUUAACAGAGAUAGUGCUAAUAAUGUUGUUUUUCUGUUGGACUGUAAUUAGACUUUCCCAUUUUUAUUUCAUUAUUCUUAAAAAGUGCUAGUGUUUCUAAUUGGACAUAACGAUUAAUAAUAAUCAUCCAAAAAUGGCACUAUAAAAAUUAAAAAGAGGCUAUUAGAGGAAAAAAGAUAUAUAUUCGUUAAUAAAGUCAUGAAUAAGAAAACAGGAAAACUGUACAAAUAGGCAGGCUUACGUUUAAUGUUAGCCGACAGUCAAACAUUCAUCAUCUAAAAGAUACCUAAGAAUAACUGGCAAGGGAGCGGAGAUUUUCUUUGUUGGCCACUAUUGAGCUCAUCAGCAGAGGAAAGAUCUGAAGGCCACAGUGAUCAAACGGUUUGUCAGAAUUUGGAAUUUAGAAUAUUGAGGUAGUGGAAACUUCAAUUGAACUAUGAAUUACAAUCUGAAAGCAUCUACUUCUGAGUUUCUUAAACUCUAAAUCGAAAUCAAGUAUUAUUUCACCACCAACAUUCAAAUCCAACAAUUAUAUAUAUGAUAUAUAUAGAUACAUAUGUAUGUAUAUGUGCACGAAUACUUUUAGUGACCAUGUCUAAAAAAAUAAAUGAUUUUAUAUAAAAAAUAAGCAUAAAAUGGAAUGUCAGAUUGUCUGGAUAUAACAACUCUGAAUGAAUGUUAGAAUCACAUGGAUAGGGUUUUUUUUUUUAAUGUGAUGUCACAGUACCCCUUACCUCUUCUCAGGCUCUUAAUAACAAGGUUAUCGUAAGCAGUGGCUUCCAGAUUAGUGCAAGACUGGGAUAUAGUUGAGAAUUAACUCACCCACUGUGGUCCAGU
This is a messenger RNA of Rhinolophus ferrumequinum (greater horseshoe bat), 4236 nucleotides long. It is a transcript of the gene NT5DC1, whose product is annotated as 5'-nucleotidase domain containing 1. The transcript is spliced from 12 exons. Bases 107 to 1462 code for a protein of 451 amino acids. Lineage: Eukaryota; Metazoa; Chordata; Mammalia; Chiroptera; Rhinolophidae. Gene Ontology annotation, molecular function: 5'-nucleotidase activity. The record is from RefSeq and is a predicted model, not a curated record.